Messenger RNA from Limanda limanda (common dab), 3667 nucleotides. Its product is annotated as fas-binding factor 1 homolog. Gene Ontology annotation, cellular component: ciliary basal body; ciliary transition fiber; centriole. NCBI's taxonomy places the organism in Eukaryota, Metazoa, Chordata, Actinopteri, Pleuronectiformes, Pleuronectidae. Gene Ontology annotation, biological process: cilium assembly; establishment of epithelial cell polarity. The transcript has 28 exons. The record is from RefSeq and is a predicted model, not a curated record. The coding region runs from base 263 to 3580 and encodes 1105 amino acids.
CGUGGUGUAUUAAUCCCUUAAUAACUCUUAAGUUAGCUGCUUCAGUUCUAAAAACGCUAAACUAACGUUAAAACCCAGUCGUGUUAACGUGUAAAGCGAUAGUAAUUGUCAUCAUUAUAACGAAGUACAGUUGUGUAUCGUGUGUUUGACAUGAGCCUCAGCAGCCCGGUGGUUUCCCAUGGAGACAGGAGACGCCUGAUCAGAUUUAGCUAACGUUAGCCAGCUAGCUAGCUCCUCACACGUUUACCAGCAGAGAUUGAAGAUGGCUGCAAAUCAGAGAGACAAACUAUCCAAAAGUUUAUUCGAGGAUGACGAUCUGCUCGACAGCUUAUUUGAGGACAAAAAACCCUCUGUAAGGGGGAGAGCAGCUCGUGGUGGACCCCUGACUCGCUCCUCUGCCACUGAGAACAUUUUCAGUAUGCUGGCGGAGGAGGUGAAGAAGGAUGGCGGAGACACCGAGGACCUGGAUGAUAUGGACGCUGAACUUUUUGCAUCAAUAAAGAAGCCGAGUUCAGCUCCUGCACAAACAAAACCGUUUGGUACUAAGGUGCCAAAGAACGACUCCACUGCAUUAGAACAUAAUGGAAACUCUGAUGAGCCCGUGAAAAAGCCAAACUCUGCACCUGCUGCAUCGACUCGGAACUACAGGAAGUUCAGCUUCUCUGAGGAUGAUGACCCCCUGGACGAUCUGCUUGAUGACUUACUUCCAGAUGAAACUAAGCCCGAAGCUAAAGCCAGCGUGCAGCCGCCCAAACCUGAGCAGUCACUGCAAUCUCUUUCAGCAUCUCCCAACUUUCAGAAUAGAACAUCUAAAGCAGCAAAGACACCAGCUAAUGCCACAGUGGAGGAUGAUAAGGAUGACCUGAUGGAUGCACUUGGGUUUGACAGUGAUCAAAACAAUCCCAGGAAGAAAGAGACAUCGCUUUGGCCCAACAAGGAAAGGAGUGAGCCCCCCCAGAGAGCUCGCACUCGACUGGACGAGAUCCUGGAGAGUUUGCCUUCACCUCGUCUGCUGGAGCGACCGCCCACGGGUGAGAGGAAGGAGCAGCCUCUGUCCCGAGAGAAGACCACCGGUGUCGAAGAACAGCGUUUAGAAGAGGAUCUGACAUUUGGGUCCUAUCAGCCCACUUUGGGAUCCGUGCCUGAAGGACGUCAGUCCCGCAGACCGUCAGUCAGAUUUUCCACAGAGGAUGUCAGUGUCUCUACCACAGACAAGAAACCCAAACCCACCACCCCCACCUCAGCUCUUCACCGCAACUCAGCCGACUGGUUAGGCCUCACAACAAAAGACGAUAACACAUUUCUAGAGGAAGAGACUAAGACUUCAACAGAGUCACCAAAUGCUCCUUCCUCUCCCUUACUGGAGAGAAAGCCCUCCCUGACUGGUGGUCAGGCCACAUCUACUGCUAGAACAGCAUCAGAGAGCCCAGCCCCAGCAAAACAAACCAAGCCCAAGGUUUCUACGACCCAGAAGAAAGAAGAGGAGGAGGACGACUGGUUAGCAGGAGUUCUGAGCAGGAAGAAGACUGUGUCAGCUUCAAACCCAGAGUCAAAAAAGUACAAGCAGGAAGAUUUUUCUGAUGAGGGAGAAGAAUUUGAUCUGGAGUCAUUAGUUAGUAAACCAGUCACUUCACGGGCUCCCAGGGGCAGAGAGGACAGUGUUGCUUCUGUCAAAGAAACUAGCCCUGCUGCCCACACCACCCCUGUCAGAGAGCAGACGGCCGAGCAAGCAGUUCCACAACAAAACCAAAUGCCAAACACCUCAACUUCGGUCCAGCAACAGGUGACAAUUUCAGCAGACAAUCUGCAGCAGAUACUCCAACAACAACAGAUGAUGCAGUCUCAGUUGCUGAGCUUUGGGGGGGUCGUGGAUGCAGGGGUGCAGCAGAGACUCGUAGACAAAGAGCAUCAACCUGGAGGUUAUUCAGCUCUGCAGCUUCGCAUCAUCCAGCUGGAGGGACAGGUGAAGACCCUGCAGCUAGAGCGAGACCAGAGCCAAAUGACGCUAGAGAGUGUCCAGCAACAGCAUAACCAGGAUAUGGAGCUCAUAGAGAACACACACAAGGCUCGUGUGAAGCUGCUCGAGGAAUCGGCUGCCCAGAGGGAGAUGCGAGCACGGCAGGACUAUGAAGACCUAACAGAACGCCUGGCCACGGUAACACGAACCGCUGAGCAGGAGCGCUCAGAGCUGCAGGCCCUGUACCAGCGCAAGCAGGCCCAGGCCCAGCAGGAGAGAGACCGCGAGGUGGAGAGAAUCAGAGACCUCCAGAGGAAAUCUGUCUCUGAGAUGAAGAAAGACCACGAGGACCAGGUGCAGAGACUGAAGAGGUUGAAAGAUGAGGAGAUUGAUGCGGUCACAAGUGCAACAUCUCAGACCAGGUCUCUCACAGUGGUGAUCGAGCAGAUGGAGCAGUUCUCCUCUCGGCUGGGAGAGCUUUCUUCUCGGGUGGAGAGCACACAUGAACACACGGCACACGGCCUGGAGCAGGGGGAACGCCACAGAGACGAGCAGCGUCGAAUUAUGCAGGACCGGUUGGCUCAGCAGCAGAAAGCCAUGGCAGACGAGAGAACUUACCUGAAGGAAAUCAUUUCCCGGAUGGACACUCAGCUCAAUGAGCAGCAGAGACAGCUGGAAAAGGAACGCUGGAAGGUGACAGGAGAGCAGGCCAAGGCAGAGUCUACACAAAGAGGCCUGGAAGAAGAACGGCGCUCCCUUACCAUGCAGAUGAACAUGGAGAGAGAGGAGCUGGAAAGAGCCAAGAGCGCAUUACUGGAGGAGCAAAAGUCAGUGAUGCAGCACUGUGCCGAGGAGAGGAGGAAGCUGGCAACUGAGUGGACCCACUUCCACGCCCACGAGAAGCAGAGGCACGACCGGGCUGAGCGAGAGGUCGGCAGCCUCUUGGAGAAGAGGGAGGGCUCCAUCCUCGGCCUGGCACAGGAACAAGCCAACCUGAAGCUCCUGACUGCAGAUGUGAGACAGAAGGAGAUGGCCGUGGCACAGGAGCGAGACACUUUGGAAAGACUGAGAGAAGAACUCGACAGAGAGAAAGACAAAAUAAGCAGCACGGGCCUCAGACUCAAAUCACGAGCCCAGGAGGUGGAGGCCUUCAGCAAACUCGCUGCAGAAAGGUAUGAGGAAGGAGAACGAGCACUUCAGGAGGCUCAACGUGUGGAGGCCGAGCACGGUGCAAGGUUAAGACACAUCCAAACCCAAACAGAGCGGCUGAGGCAGCAAGAACAACGAAUCCUUCAGGAGAGAAUGAGACUGAAUCUGGUACAGAAGAAGACAGAGAGACAAGAGGAGGAGCCUCACAUCACUUCACUACAAAUGAUUCCGACCAUUUUACCAGAUUCAUUGAUGCCAAACCCAGAGCUAUCGUCAACCCUGAGCACCCCCCCUCUCACUUCAAAUUCCCAUACUCAGCCAAUGAUGCUUCAGGCCAGUCUUGCUCUGUGGAAGUACACAGCAGAAAAGGACCGAGAAUACCUCCAUGAGGAGAACCUCUUUCUUGAGAAUUUGAAGAAGAACCGAUCACCCGUCAACUCAGAUUGGCCGAUGCGUACUGGGCACCUCCAAUAGGAUCAUUGUUACUCGUAAUUUUGCUUGAAUGAACACAAUACUUGAAUUUUAUACAUUUUAGUUUUUAUUAAACAGUUUUUAAAACAA